GCUGCGGUGGUGCGGCUGGGAGGGUCUGAGACGUUGACCUGGGGGCCUGAGGUAGGAGCUCCGCCACCUGGGGUCCUGAAGAAAAUCCGAAGUGGCGGACCUGUAGACUGGGCUGGCCGGGAGGUUGAGACCCCGCUCACGCCCAUCCCGACUGUCUACCACCAGUGUUUCCGGAUGCACUAGCGUCCCGCGCGUGUCCUGUCGCCAUCCCCCCGCCCGUCCCUCCAUUGGCAUUAAAUUCCGUUGCAUUAGGUGGCAAUGCUUAAGAAUCCAGGCGGCGACGUGUUCUUUUGCUGUGCCAGUCCGCAGGAAGUGCACGUGAUGGCUUUGGACACCAAACCCUAAUCACUCCACUCCGUUCCUGAGAGCAGCGCCUGACCCUGGCCUGCCACGCAGGAGGCAAUCAGUAAAUGUCUUUUGAAAGAAAAGGAUAUUAAGUGUGUUUAGAAGAUGCCCGUUAAAGAAAGCUCCAAUGAGACCGUUUUGAGUUAAGGUUUGGUUAGUGCAUUGCAUCUCCCGCAAUCUCAAUCCGCAGAAACUCCGGAAUUCAUACAUGGCCCUUUCGCUUCCAGGUCAUUCCCCGGGGCAGCAGUGGCGGCUGUAAUUCUUGUCAGAGCCUUACUGUCGAUUACAGGGAGAAGCAGCCUUUUAGGUGAGACACCCGGCGUGCAGAGUGCAGGGAGACGAGCCCGGCGGGCCUCUCCCGGACACCUAGGGGCGUUGGAAACAUUCCUUCGGGCGCCUUUCUGGGGAAUUGUUUGGGUAAGGUCCUGUGUUCCGUCACGUGAAUGAUUAAAAGUUGUUACCUAGGGGAAGAAAUAGGGAAAAGAAGGCUGUCUUCCGAAGGUGGACGAGAAACUACAAAACCGAGCUUCUCGGGAACUGCCUUAUAGUGUAACAGGAAGUGGAGCGUCAGCGAAGGGAUGGGGCGGUGACUCGGGGACUGUCCCCCUGCUCCAGGCGCUCACUUUGCAGGCGGCGCUUCUUCCAGGUUAUCAAUCCACCAAAUGAGACACGGUAGCUGUACGCUGCUUCGUUUAGAAAAAGCAGAAAUGAGCAAGCGAGCCGCCCCUUCCUUUUUAGGAUAACCAAGCUGCAAGCAAGUAAAUCGACGAGCCCCACUGCAUUCCUCUGCACUCGAGUGCCAGGAGAGGCUGUUCCUAUCAAUCACUUGAAGCCAUAAGGAAAUUUUUUUUUAAAGUUAAAGUUUAUCACAAUGAGGUGUUGCCACAUCUGCAAACUUCCUGGGAGAGUGAUGGGGAUCCGAGUGCUUCGUUUCUCUUUGGUAGUUAUCCUUGUGUUGUUACUGGUAGCUGGUGCUUUGACGGCUUUACUCCCUAAUAUCAAAGAAGACAAGAUGCUCGCAUUGCGUAGGGAGAUAAAAUUCCAGGGCAAGUCCACCACAGAUUCCUUUACUCUUAUCAUGCAGACAUACAACAGAACGGAUCUCUUGUUGCGACUUUUAAAUCACUAUCAGGCAAUACCACAUCUGCACAAAGUGAUUGUUGUGUGGAACAACGUUGGGGAGAAGGGACCAGACGAGUUAUGGAAUUCUCUAGGGCCUCACCCUGUCCCUGUCAUCUUCAAACUACAGACAGCAAACAGAAUGAGAAAUCGACUCCAGGUCUUCCCUGAACUGGAAACCAGUGCGGUGUUAAUGGUAGACGAUGACACGCUCAUUAGUGCCCAGGACCUUGUUUUUGCUUUCUCUGUCUGGCAGCAAUUUCCUGAUCAGAUUGUAGGAUUUGUUCCUAGAAAGCAUGUCUCUACUUCAUCAGGUAUCUACAGUUACGGAGGUUUUGAACUGCAAACACCAGGGUUUGGAAAUGGUGACCAGUACUCUAUGGUGCUGAUUGGAGCUUCAUUCUUCAACAGCAAAUACCUUGAGCUCUUUCAGAAGCAACCUGCAGCUGUCCAUGCUUUGAUAGAUGAAACUCAAAACUGUGAUGACAUCGCCAUGAAUUUUAUCAUCUCCAGGCACACUGGGAAGACUUCAGGGGUAUUUGUGAAACCUGUAAACAUGGGCAGUUUAGAAAAAGAAACCAACGGUGGCUAUCCUGGAAUGUGGCAUCGAGCUGAGCACUUUCUGCAGAGGUCUUACUGUAUAAAUAAGCUGGUUAAGAUCUAUGAUAGCAUGCCCUUAAAAUACUCCAACAUUAUGAUUUCUCAGUUUGGUUUUCCAUAUGCCAACCACAAAAGUAAAAUGUGAAAGUCAAAUGAACAAAAACAAGCCUCAAAACUACUUGGUAUUUAAGUUGCUUCUCUAUGUUAUAUAGUUGUUUUUUUGUUUGUUUUAAAGUAACGUUAGGAACUUUUAUCCAAUCCAGAAGUCUCUACAAAAGAAAAAAAUGUGCAGUGCUUCUAGGAUAUGAAAUUGAUAUUGACUUCAAAAACCAAGAAGCUGGUGUUACCCAGAUAGGUCUUCUGGAAAAGGGUUUUUAUCCAGAGAUGUAACUUUUUCAUCAAUGAUUUUAUUGUUUACAUUCUGAGACUGUUCUACAAUUUCUUUGACUCCUGGCAUUUGCCUUAAGGACCUGCAAGCUGUUUCCAGGAUCAGAAAUUUGAGAGAGGCAUUUCUCAGCAUUUUCACUAAAGGGGCUGAGUGUUUUAAUUUGAAGCCUGAAUGCCUCUUUAGCAAAAGCCUGUAGUGUAGGGAAAAGCCAUGUGAAAAGAAAAGAGUUUCAAUCUCAUAUAUAAACAGGAGGAAAUUCGCGGUUACCAGUGCUUCCCUUGUGGCCAUUCCAACCAGUCCUCCAGGAUUAACUCAGCCUAGCGUGGUUUUGAUGCAAACAUUAGUGCUUUUAUGUUUAUUGAUAAAUGUGUUGUGUUUGCUUGAUUUUUCUGAACAUUUACUGCAUGGAUGACAAAAAAUGCAGCCUAUGUUUCUUAUAUGCAGCUAAAGGAGUAAAUGUGUUACUAGGUUCAGGUAAUACGUUUUGUCCCUGAAUCUGACCUUGGGAAUGUACAUUAAUUCUUAUAUUUUGUAUAAAGUAUGUGUUGUCUGAGAAAUAUGUACAAAAUAAGUCUUCUGAAAGAAUGAUUAAGUAGCAAAUGACACAAGUAUCAAAACCUUUAGUAUCAAAAGAUAUUUAUUAUUAAAGCAUAGAUUAUCUCUUGGAUACUAGAGAGAUUGUAUGUAUUGUACACAAAGUCAACCUUUUGCAUUCUAAACUUCACUGUUGGUCUUUUUUUCUCCCCCCAAAAAAGGAUCCAAAGCACUGCUCAUCAUGAUGAAAUUUCAAUUUCAUAGAUGUAGGAAAAAAUAAAAACUGAGUCAUAGCAGAGGAAUUCUAUAAGGUAUUUGCCUUAGCUUAUUGUUCAGGUUAUCUACUCUCUGUUGUGUGAAUUAGAGGGUUUCUGUUCCAGUGUCUUCUAUUUAGCCCCUGUUGGUGACAAAGAACGUUAAAUAAACCACCUUCUUUUUCUCAUUUUUACGAAAUGCCAGUAUAUUCUCACAGCAUGUUGCAAAGCUAUGAAAACUUAAAAAAAAAAAUUAUGGCUAGUAUUCCAACAAUGAGGUCUCCAUGCAGUGAGUUCAAUAUAUUUUGUUUCUUUACAUGGGGGUGUGUAUGUGUCCUAAUGCAGUCAGAGAAAACCGGUAGAACUUGGAGCCUCACUAAAAUCUGUAUUGUUCAUAAAAAACCCAUAUGACCCAGCAAUUCUACUCCUAGGUAUUUAACCAAAAGACUUGAAAGCAGAGACUCAAAAAGAGAUUUGUUCACCAAUGUUCAUUAUACCACUAUUUACAAUAGCUAAAAUGUGGAAACAACCUAAAUGCCCAUCAACAGAUGAAUGGAUAAAUAAAAUACGGUAUGUACAUACAAUGGAAUAUUACUCAGCCAAUAGGAGAAAUAAAGUCUUGAUACAUGCUACAGUGUGAAUGGAGCUUGAAGACAUUAUACUGAGUGAAAUAAGCCAAUCACAAAAGGACAAAUAUUGUACGCCCUAACUUAUAUACAAAGACAAGAAAAGGCAAAUGUAUAGAGACCAAAGUUUAUUAAUGGUUGCCAGGGGCAGGAGGGAGGGGAGAAAGGUGGUUAACAGUGAUAGAAAAAUCGCAUUGAUUAAUAGUAGGGUUGCACAGCCAAUUAUUGUAAUUACUGUAAAUAAAUUGUACACCUGUAAAAAAAUUGAAUUGGCAGAAGUCGUGUGAUAUAUUUACAACAACGACAAAAAAAAGUAGCUGCUGAGCCUGCUUAUGUACAACCAAAAACCUUAUGGGAUUUGGCUCCUUGGUUUCGAGGUUUAGGGUCAUGGUUUCAUGGGACAUCCCAGUUAAUUGGCCUAAUAACGUGUUUAAUGCUUAUGUUCUACCUCCUAGUUCGUUGUGUAGCACCAGGGGUCUUAAAAGCUUGCAAAUGGCCAUCCACGGUAGAGCAGAUCAUCUCUAUUCUGAAGAUGACUCUGAAGUCUUCUUUAAACUGAGCAAUAGUUUAGCUUAACCGGUAAAAAAGGUCAGCCUUGAGCAUUAUACUUUUUUAAGAACUAUAUGGUAUCAAACUGACAACAGCAACUCAGAAGAUGAGCUAGGAAACUCAGGGGGCAGUGAGUUGAUGUUAAUGAGGUAGGAACAACUCAGAAAAGGGGGGUAAGAAUGGUUGUACAACUGGAGGAAUGUAAUCAAUGUCAUAAAACUGUACGUGUAGAAACUGUUGAACUGGUGUAUGUUUUGCUGUGUGUAUUCUCAACAACAACAAAAUAAAAUUUAGAAAAAAAGAACUUAUACUGUCAAUUAUCUGCUUUGCUUUGUCCAAUCUUAGUGAUUUUUUUUUGUGUGUGUGCCUCUUGGGCCACCAGCAGAUAAAUUAACUGUUACCAUCCAUGUGUUGUAUCUAUGUUAAUUACGCAAACUCAGGUUUUUGUGGCUGUUGUGUUAACAGAUUUCUAAAUAUUUCAGUAUAUUGCCC
This is a messenger RNA of Loxodonta africana (African savanna elephant), 4907 nucleotides long. It is a transcript of the gene EXTL2, whose product is annotated as exostosin like glycosyltransferase 2. The transcript is spliced from 5 exons. The record is from RefSeq and is a predicted model, not a curated record. Lineage: Eukaryota; Metazoa; Chordata; Mammalia; Proboscidea; Elephantidae. Gene Ontology annotation, cellular component: membrane. Gene Ontology annotation, molecular function: glycosyltransferase activity. The coding region runs from base 1217 to 2209 and encodes 330 amino acids.